AUGAGAUCCAUUUACGGACAGCUGUUUUCAAAAUAUAAAUUCACAACAAUACAAUCAAACGAAACAAGGCUGAAAGAACUUGAAGAAGAGAGAGAACGACUUAGGAAAGAAAAAGAACUAGAAUUGCGCAAAGCACUGCAAGAAAAAGAGGAUCAUAAGAUACGAGUUGAAGAAUUAAAACAAACAAGAAUAUUGAUCAGUCAAUUAAACAAACGUUUACAUCAACUUGAAAUACAAUGUCAUGAUCAAUAUACCUGGGAAAGAUAUUUUCAAUGUAAUGAUUUACCUAAUCCAACUAAUGAAAGAGAAAUUAAUACAUAUAUCAGUUUAUGGAAUUCAGAUGAACAACAUCUAUCUAUAGAAGAUGUUAUGAAUGAUUGUAUAAAAAGUUUUAAAAUUAUUGAUGAAUUAAACUUAUUGAUUUCUGAACUAACGGAUCAUGAUGAAGAUCAACUUCAUUUGUUCAAAUACAAUCAUGAUUAA
This is a messenger RNA of Schistosoma curassoni, 483 nucleotides long. NCBI's taxonomy places the organism in Eukaryota, Metazoa, Platyhelminthes, Trematoda, Strigeidida, Schistosomatidae. The record is from the annotation of a GenBank genome assembly.